AUCCAUAAAACGCGUGAUAUUGUGACGUUGUCACACGAACGGUAUAUCAUUAACAUAAAUAUGAUUAAAACGUUGACUUCGUAAAAUUGCAAUAGUGGGAUUUCACAAUUAAGUCGCAAAUAUGCACCGGUGCAUAGCAGUGAUGUUAGUACAGUACACGGGAAUAAGUUGCAUCGUAUAGGCUAAGUCUUUUUAAGGUUAUGCCACGGUUGGAAAGAGGUUAGAAUAUUUUUAUAAGAACAAAUACGUGUCAAUGCGAGUAACAAUUGGCACGGAUAAACAUUUUUCCGAGUCAUGGUCGAGGAAGAUAUCAUUGCUAAUGCAUCGCCGUACGAUUAUCAUGCGGUGAAUGCAGAGAGUGCACAAAACACUUCUAGAGAAAAACGAAUACAAGGUACAAUACUAUCGGACGUUAGGAUGGUCAGCAGGAAUGAUUGGAUAACAAUCUUUGUAUUGUGUUUUAUCAACCUUAUAAAUUACAUGGAUCGUUUUACGAUCGCCGGAGUACUGACAAAUAUUAAAAAUGAUUUCUAUAUUGGCAAUGAUAUGUCUGGAUUACUACAGACUGCAUUCAUCUUAAGCUACAUGAUAUUUGCACCACUGUUUGGAUACUUGGGUGAUCGUUACAACAGAAAAGUUAUAAUGAGCAGUGGUGUGUUUAUAUGGUGUUUAACAACAUUCAUUGGUUCUUACAUGAAGUCAUUCGGAUGGUUUCUCCUAUUCAGAGCCUUUGUUGGAAUAGGUGAAGCCAGUUAUUCCACAAUUGCUCCAACAAUAAUAAGUGAUUUAUUUGUUAAAGAUGUACGUUCUAAAAUGCUUGCACUGUUUUAUUUUGCAAUACCAGUUGGAAGCGGGUUAGGAUAUAUAGUCGGUGGUGAAACAGCGAGAGCUACCGGUGCAUGGCAAUGGGGUUUACGCGUCACUCCAGCUUUAGGUAUCAUCGCAAUUAUUUUACUUCUUACAGUAGUAAGAGAUCCAAUCAGAGGAGAAAGAGAAGGAGGAGCCCAUUUGACAAGCACUUCAUGGUCAAAUGACAUCAAAGCAUUAUUAAAAAAUCCUAGUUUUAUGUUUUCUACUGCUGGCUUCACAUGUGUAGCUUUUGUUGCUGGAGCAUUGGCUUGGUGGGCUCCAACAUUUUUACAGCUGGGAUUUACAUUACAUCCUAAUGCACAUAAUGUUGAUCCAGAUGAUGUUGCGUACAAAUUCGGAUUAAUAGGAAUGGCCGCUGGUUUAAUAGGAGUACCAUUAGGUUCAUACCUAGCUCAAAGACUAAGAGUAAAUUGGCAUCAAGCUGAUCCUCUAAUAUGUGCUGCUGGACUUCUUAUUAGUGUACCAUUACUAUUCUUUGGAACUUUAACUGCCAAUACAAAUUCUGCUGUAUGUUAUAUAUUAGUAUUCCUUGGACAGUUAUCAUUAAAUUUAAAUUGGUCUAUUGUUGCAGACAUAUUAUUGUAUGUAGUGAUUCCAACAAGAAGAUCUACAGCAGAAGCUUUUCAGAUACUUAUAGCUCAUGCUUUUGGAGAUGCAGGAAGUCCUUAUCUUAUUGGUUUGUUGUCAGAAGGACUGAAAAAAGUUCUUCUUCCAGACUCGAGUAUAUCCAAAAAACCGGCACCACACGAUCUUGAAAACACGCUUAUCGAGUUUCGAAGUUUACAAUACGCUUUAUUUCUGACCAUGUUCGUAGAAGUCAUUGGAAGCCUAUUUUUCUUCCUUACAGCAUUGUAUAUACAAAAGGACAAAGCACUAGCAGAACUAACCAUCUCAGGUGGAAACAUUUCAGAUUCAAUGUACAUAUGUAAUGAUGAAGUUGAAAAUGAAUUACAAGAUGAUAUGCACAAACCAUGAUGAGAAUAUUAGAGAUUUUCUGAUGAUUAAUUAUAAGUGAAAUGUGUAUAACAGUGCAGUGCAGCUAUAAUGGCAACAAAUAUUAACUGAUCAGGAAAAGAGUGUAUUGGAUUCACAAUAAGAAAUUAUUGCAUCAGUAAUAUUGUCAGAAAAAUUGAAGUGUUCUGGAUACAGAACAUUUAUAGUGAAGAAAACUUCAAAGGACAUUGUGAAUUAGUAACAUCCUCAAGGAGGUAUUCUGUUAAUAAUGUACAGAAGUAUUAGGCUUGAUGGUAUAUCCAUUUAUCUAAGAUAAAGUUAGCCAAUAGGUGCGAGUAUUAUAGCACUUUUACAUAUUAUAUUUUUAUAGUAGGUUUCUUUUAACAAAAAUACAUUAUUCUCAUGUGGUAUGUAAAAUAUUUUUCAGACGCAUCUUGUAGCAUCAUUAAAACUUUGUUGAAUACUUUGGUAUUUAUAAAAUUCAUAACUUCAUCUAAUAAUAGUUGCAGUUUAGUAAUUUAUGUGCCUUAUGUAUUAGAUGGAACAAUAUAACAUUUUUGUUUAUUGAAAGAGUACAUAGGGUAAAUGGUGAAAAACAUGCAAAUAUUUGUUCGAAAAAAUUCAUAAUAAAAUUAGUUUUCUAUUUAAA
Messenger RNA from Osmia bicornis bicornis, 2473 nucleotides. It is a transcript of the gene spin, whose product is annotated as protein spinster. The record is from RefSeq and is a predicted model, not a curated record. Lineage: Eukaryota; Metazoa; Arthropoda; Insecta; Hymenoptera; Megachilidae. Gene Ontology annotation, cellular component: membrane. Gene Ontology annotation, molecular function: transmembrane transporter activity. Gene Ontology annotation, biological process: transmembrane transport. The transcript has 9 exons. Bases 295 to 1845 code for a protein of 516 amino acids.